Tauraco erythrolophus (red-crested turaco) is the source of this 1338-nucleotide messenger RNA. NCBI's taxonomy places the organism in Eukaryota, Metazoa, Chordata, Aves, Musophagiformes, Musophagidae. The record is from RefSeq and is a predicted model, not a curated record.
GUGGUUCUUCCCACUUUUAUUUUAGAGAAGCGAUCGUUGCUGGAGAUGUAUGCGGACUUCAUGUCCCAUCCGGAUCUCUUCAUUGCAAUCACAAAUGGCACCACUCCUGAGGAGAGGAUGAUCCGCUUUGUUGAGUAUUAUCUCACUUCGUUUCACGAAGGUCGCAAAGGAGCUAUUGCAAAGAAACCAUACAAUCCAAUCAUUGGGGAAACGUUUCACUGCUCCUGGAGGAUGCCGAAGGGUGACGUAGCCACCGAUGCCGGCAGUAACUUCUCUGCUCACACCCCAUCAGAGCAAAUAACUCUGUCUAAAGAUCUGGAAGGCCAAACAGAGCUGGACUACUAUACAGUAAAAUUUGUAGCUGAGCAAGUGUCCCACCAUCCUCCUGUCUCAGGGUUUUACGCUGAAUGCACAGAGAGAAAGAUGUGUGUCAACGCCCAUGUCUGGACAAAAAGUAAAUUCUUAGGAAUGUCAAUAGGAGUGACAAUGGUUGGUGAGGGUCUCUUAAGUCUCUUGGAACAUGGGGAAGAAUACACAUUCUCUCUGCCCUGUGCAUACGCUCGGUCAAUUUUAACUGUUCCCUGGGUAGAACUGGGAGGAAAAGUCAACAUCAACUGUGCGAAGACUGGAUAUUCUGCAAGUAUUAACUUUCACACCAAGCCCUUCUAUGGUGGCAAAUUGCAUCGAGUCACAGGUGAAGUGAAGCAGAACACAACGAACACAGUGGUGUGCAGAGUGCAAGGGGAGUGGAACAGUGUGCUUGAGUUCACCUAUAGCAACGGGGAGACAAAAUACGUGGACUUGACAAAGCUGUCGGUGACAAGAAAACGAGUCCGGCCCCUUGAGAAACAAGGACCAUUUGAGUCUAGGAGGCUGUGGCAGCAUGUAACAGAGUCUCUGCGGGAUGGAGACAUCGAUAAGGCUACGGAGCACAAGCGAGCCCUUGAGGAACGGCAGAGGAAUGAAGAGAGACUUCGUGCUGAAACAGAAACACCUUGGUGUACUAAAUACUUCCUUAAAGAAGGAGAUGGCUGGGUUUAUCAUAAACCCCUCUGGAAAACAGUCUCUGCUGCACAAACUCAGCAAACGGACACUAACUAGAAAAGCUGCUUUAAGAUGAGUUUUUGAUUUUUCCUCUCCUUUUCCUCUGUCUCUCAAAACACAGUAAUCACACUGAGUGUCCCCUUUUUACAUAAUUGUGAAAGUUUAAAUGAGCAUAAAGAAAUAAAUAUACUAGGGCACUUUAAAGCUAUUUAAAAAAAAAGAUUAAAAAAAUAAAUGAUGUUGUAGAGACAAACUUGCCAGGUACAUUCAACCAACUUGUUUUUUUGUAUGAUC